CACGCUGUCACAGACCUAGUACAAUAAGAGCGAAAUGUGAAGGGCGAAGAAUCUCUCUAAUUCUAACCUUACAGAGUCUCUAGAUCAGAUCAGAGCUAAGCCUUCUCGGUUCUCAGGGAAUUAUGAUAAGGCCCAUAAGUUCCAAAUAGAAACUUCAAAUCACGUAAGUCUGCUGCCUUUGCCAAACAGAUUAUUUUCCAAACAGUACUCUCCAGUGGGAUGGCUAGUUUAUCAGUUUUGCCUAAGAAUCUUGAUGCAAGAAAUUUGUUGCCCUGGACAUCAUGCACAGGGAAUGAUCUGUUAGCGUGACAUGACAGGGUUUCUUGUAAAAGAAAGGUUCAAAUUAGAAAUCAUGGGUCGUGGAGUCAGCAGUGGUGGGGGACAAAGUUCUCUGGGCUACCUUUUUGGAAGUGGAGAGGCUCCAAAACCUGCCACAAAUAAUGCUGAAGCUCCUCAAAAUCAGGGACAGGUUGGAAGUAGUGGACCUUCUCAGAUGUCUACUGCAGUUGCACCACCAGCGGUUGCACCACCAGCAGUUGCACCACCAGCGGGUGCACCACCAGCGGUUAUUAAUAAGCAGAUUCCAGCGGGCGUCCAGGGUAACACUACAAACAACUAUUUUCGAGCUGAUGGCCAGAACACCGGCAACUUUAUUACGGAUCGGCCUUCAACAAAGGUCCAUGCGGCGCCUGGCGGUGGGUCUUCCCUAGGUUACCUGUUUGGGGAUGGCAGCAACUGAGGCCUCCAGGCUUCAAUAGUUCCCUGUUUGCCUAGGGCCCUUUGCAGUUGGGGUUUGAACAAUAGUUCUCUCUUUUGGACAUUGCAGAUGUUUGAUUAGUCCUUUUGUAAUAUGGUACUUUCUUCAGUAGGGUUUUGCUCUACAAUGGAACUUGUCAAGUUAGAAUGUGUGGUCGCCUCACCACCCAACUCGGUUUACUGUCAGUUGAACGAAGUUGUUUUGUCAAUUGAACAAUGUUCUUUUGUCGGCCCUA
Vitis vinifera (wine grape) is the source of this 992-nucleotide messenger RNA. Its product is annotated as protein SPIRAL1-like 1. Gene Ontology annotation, cellular component: cortical microtubule, transverse to long axis. Lineage: Eukaryota; Viridiplantae; Streptophyta; Magnoliopsida; Vitales; Vitaceae. The record is from RefSeq and is a predicted model, not a curated record. The transcript has 4 exons. Gene Ontology annotation, biological process: cortical microtubule organization. Bases 311 to 739 code for a protein of 142 amino acids.